Trichomycterus rosablanca is the source of this 882-nucleotide messenger RNA. Its product is annotated as thiosulfate:glutathione sulfurtransferase. The coding region runs from base 147 to 596 and encodes 149 amino acids. NCBI's taxonomy places the organism in Eukaryota, Metazoa, Chordata, Actinopteri, Siluriformes, Trichomycteridae. The record is from RefSeq and is a predicted model, not a curated record. The transcript is spliced from 4 exons.
AACAGCUGCUUGUGCAACAGCACCGACACCAGGGUGUAACUGUGCACUGUUAAUCCAGUCACUGACACCACACACAGCACAGACUCAACUACUGACCACACUGUAUUAAAUAACACACAAGAACCUGAGUGAUUUACUCAAGAACGAUGUUCCUCCAUACUGCACUGGUGUAUUCUGUACUGGGACUGCUGGGCUCUGUUUGCUCUUAUGGACCUUCAAACAUCCAAAACACAGAGAACCUUUACACAGAGGUCACAGAUACAGUGUGUUAUGACCAGUUAAAACAGAUGUUUGUUGCUGGAAAGCUGCAACUGUUUGAUGUUCGUGAGCUGCAUGAGUUUGAGGAAGGGGCCAUACCAGGGGCCAUCAAUAUUCCAUUGUCGAAGCUGCAGCAGGCGUUCACACUGACCCCAGAUCAGUUCACACAGCAGUUUGGAGUCCGGAUGCCCGAGACACAGGACGCAGAUGUAAUACUGUACUGCCAGAGGGGGCGCCGCAGUCUCUCUGCCCUGCACACCUUAUACAGUCUGGGGUACAAGAGAGUAAGGCAUUAUUUGGGAGGAUUCUCUGAAUGGCUCCGAUUUGAAACCCAGUGAAAUCUGUGAUCUGUUCCGGGAUCAGUAAACGUGUGUUCAUGCAGUGCAGCAGAAACUGAUCCCAGAAUUGUUUAUUCAUUACUGAAUGGAUCAGCUGGGACUCGGUGCUCAAGGUGCUGAAAUCUGUAUGUGGGGAAACAUUUCAGACAGAACAGCUCAGCUGUAAACAUCUGGAUUACUAUCAUGUGCAUUCAUUUAUUUCAUUAGUUUUGUAUUUUAAUGAUGUAUUUGUUUGUAAUGAGAAAUCAGGUCUGAUGCUGCUUGGUACAAAUAUUUUUCUCAUAAA